Orbicella faveolata is the source of this 2026-nucleotide messenger RNA. RefSeq names its product LDLR chaperone boca-like. NCBI's taxonomy places the organism in Eukaryota, Metazoa, Cnidaria, Anthozoa, Scleractinia, Merulinidae. The record is from RefSeq and is a predicted model, not a curated record. Gene Ontology annotation, biological process: protein folding.
CCACCAUACAGCGGGCAUACUUCACUGAUACGAGCCCGCGAUCUUUCCUAUCACAGUCAGUUCCUCGCUUCCUCGCUUCCUGUAGAAACAUCGAGCAACAUGGCACGAAAUUAUUUCAAGUUCAGUUUACUUUUUUGGACUUUGUUCUUAAUCAUUCUUCUGCAAAACAGUUGUCUUGGAAAGGACAAGAAACCGGAUCCAAAGAAUAAAAAGGAAAAAAGCAGCAAAAUCGGCAAAAAUAUUCUGGACUACAAUGAAGCAGAUCUGUACAAGUUACUCGACCAAUGGGAAGAAAAUGAUGAAGAUAUUGAUGAAGAGGACCGUUAUGAUGACCACGAUCCUCGGAAACCUCCGCCACCAACAGGUGGUUUUGAUCCACUGCAAUUUAAAGGUGACCCCAUGGCUCUACUGAAACAAUCCAAGAAGGGAAAAGUUGUUAUGUUGUUUGUGUCAGUAGCAGGUACACCAAGUAGGAAAGACACAGAGCAGAUUACAGCACGAUGGCAGACAAGUCUAUUCAAUGCGCAGUUUCAGGUUGAAAGGUACCUUGUGUCAGAUGAUCGAGCUCUGUUUAUGCUAAAGGAUGGUAGUCAUGCUUGGGAUGUCAAAGAUUUCUUGAUUACUCAGCCAGACUGCAAACUGGUUGAAUUUGACAAUCAGCAGUUUCCUGGAGCUGGAGCAAAACAGAAAUCAGCAAAAACAGAACUCUGACGAGUCAUACCUUUCGCCAACCCUACCUACUAGUUACUGUCGAGUUUCCAUUUUAUAAACCCCUGAAAGCAGUGACCCUCUGAGAGUAGCGUAUGAUAACAGUGCAUGUUUACCUUUUUACCCAAUAAAUUGGUGCCCUUAAAUAAGAGUCUGAAGUUUUCAACUUGAGUAAAACCUGUUUUGUGUACAUGUCCAUGUAGUUAGUAGCUUGUAGUGUAAAUGAGUUAUUUCUAAACUGUCAGUUAAUACUGACAAAUAUGUUCAAAACAAUCUGCUCAGUUUUAAGCCUCUCAGUAUAAAUAGCAAUAUUUUGGCUCAAGAGUAAUAUUUAUAUACAGUAGCAACUCAUUUUUACUGUAUUUUAUUCAACUAACUUGUACAAACAUUGAGUCAGAUUGUGAUAUAGUUAGUACUUAAAGAUGCGAAACCAUUUGAAGCAGUUGGACAUACCUGUGUCAGAAGGCAUGUAUUUAACUCAUAACAAGCCAGAAUAAUUACAAUUAAUUUGUAGUUGUCUGAACUGGUGAAUGUGUUUGUUUGUCUUCUAAGAAUGGUUUGGUUUGCAAAAAAUAGAGAUUAUAUGGGCCUAUUAAAUUUGAAAUAUAAUGGCAUGUAAUGGAGGGUUAUAUUUCUUAAGUAGCAUCAUCACAAUGGGCAUAGCUGUUGUUUGUAGUAGAGGUACGUUUUUGUAAGUAGCGUCUACCAACUUGUUUUUCAAGGCUAAAUAGACCAUUUUACAGUAUGUUGUCUGCUCAGUGACCUGGCCUUUGAAUGGCAGCGAGGCUGGAGGUGACCUUGCUUUGAUAAAGACCUCUCUGCUUUUGUCAUAUAAUUGCAACCAGCUAGCAUUAGUACAACUUGAUUUUCACAACAAAAGCAGUGAGGUCUGUAUCAAAACAAGGUCACCUCCAGCCUCGCUGCCAUUCAAAGGCUAGGUCACUGAGCAGACAACUGUAAAAUGGUCUAUUUCACAUUUCAACAGAAGCUUAAAAACUAUCAACUGAAAAUUUAUAGAACUAGCAAUACAUUGUUGCACUUUGUGGAAAGGGGUGGAACAUGUUGAAGAUGGGUAGAAAUGGCAAAAUUGGAAAUCUAUUGAUUUCAAAAUGGAAAAGUUUCAAAAUGUUGUGAGUUAUAAGACAUGUUAAAUCAAUAGGUCAUUUUACAAACCUUACUAUACGUCAAUUGUAAUGUUGGAUGUAUGAAAUUGCUUCAGUCUGUAUAACUUAGUUUAAAUAAUUUAGGACAAAUUCAUCAAUCUAUCUUAAAUUGUUGUAAUUUUGCUACCUGUAAUUAAAAUUUGAUUUUCCAGUAA